UCGACACGGUCGGACCUGUCAGUUCCGCCAUGUACUCGAGCGGUGGUGGUGGUAAUAAUAUGGCCGCCGCGCCCACUAGCGUCGUCGUCCUCGAUCGCGGCAAUAACACCACGUGCACAAUCAAUUUACACGGCGCUACGGUAGUUUCGUGGCGAGUCAACAAUCAAGAGCAACUCUUCGUCAGUAAACAGGCCGUUUUUGACGGGAAAAAAGCCAUCCGAGGAGGCAUCCCAUUCGUUUUCCCUCAAUUCGGUUCGUGGAAUUAUGGACCUCAACAUGGGUUUGCUCGCAUCAUUCGUUGGCAUGUCGAAAAGGCGCCAGAGAGAUUACCAUCUGGCGAUAUCGAGGCCAUGUUCUGCAUUGUGGACAAUGAGGUGACUAGGUCCAUGUGGAACUUUCCUUUCCGCCUCUCCUAUCGGCUCAUUCUCCGUGAAAAAGAACUUCACUUUAACAUCGGCGUCUAUAACGUCGGAAAAGAUGUCACCUUCUCAUUCAAUUUGCUACUGCACACCUAUUUUAAAGUGCCAGAUGUUCGCAGGUGUCAAAUCACUGGAUUACAAGGAUGCACUUUUGUUGACAAGACUAGGGAUGGAGCUAUUUACCAAGAGGUCAGGGAUGUUGUCACUGUCAAUGAAUACACAGACAGGGUCUACCAAAACACACCCCAAGAGCACAUAAUCACCAAUGUGGUUUCAAACAGGAAAAUGAGGAUUCAAAAAUACAACUUCCCUGAUACAGUGGUGUGGAAUCCUUGGGUUGAGAAAGCCAGAGAAAUCCAAGAUUUCGGUGAUGAUGAAUACCCCAACAUGAUCUGUGUCGAAGCUGGACAUGUUUCAGAGCCAGUGAUUCUUCUACCUGGCAAUGCAUUUGAGGCAUCUGAAAUCCUUCAAGUCAUGUGAGAUGAUGCCUAACUCAGCAGAGAGAAUCUGCAAGAGGAAUCCAAGAAAACCAUUUUUCAAUUGCUCCCCAUUCUUCAUCACUAUGGAAUUUCAGUGUUACAAAAUUAGCGCCCAAAAUCAAACUUUCAAAAGAUUAAACUUAAUUUUAAAAACAAAUUUCAUACUAUACUUUUAUCCAAGGGAACUUUUUUCGUAUUAAACUGUGUUGAUAGCACAGAAAAAUCCAUCUUUUAGCAAUAAUGAGCUAUGAAUUCUUUUGUCGAAAACAAAUAUGCAAUUUUUUUAAACCAAGUCCACAGACAAGUUUAGGUGAUCAUAUUGUCCUUACUUCUAUCGAUACUCUCUUGUGUACAACUAAAAGAUGUUGUUUUCUCGAGUUCAGAUACAUCACAAAUAUUCGAUUGUCUUCAGUUGUUCGUUCCCCGACAAAUCCCAGUGAGACAAAAAAAAAUCUUUCGUAAUUGUUCUUUCAUUCUUUCUCAUGGCUCCUUCUUUUUUUGUUAUUUCCACAUUUAAUAUAAAACCUUGGUUUUUCAAAAUGUUUAAAUGCUUAAAAGGAUGACAUUCAAUAAACUUUUUUAAAAUUCA
This is a messenger RNA of Daphnia magna, 1487 nucleotides long. Its product is annotated as glucose-6-phosphate 1-epimerase. NCBI's taxonomy places the organism in Eukaryota, Metazoa, Arthropoda, Branchiopoda, Diplostraca, Daphniidae. Bases 30 to 899 code for a protein of 289 amino acids. The transcript is spliced from 6 exons. The record is from RefSeq and is a predicted model, not a curated record. Gene Ontology annotation, molecular function: isomerase activity; carbohydrate binding. Gene Ontology annotation, biological process: carbohydrate metabolic process.